Molecule: messenger RNA, 354 nt
Organism: Racocetra fulgida
Lineage: Eukaryota; Fungi; Glomeromycota; Glomeromycetes; Diversisporales; Gigasporaceae
Source: the annotation of a GenBank genome assembly
AUGGGAGCAAAGACAAAUAAAGGAGAUUUAAACGACUUACUCAUGGGUUAUGAUGACCUUUUUGCAUGGACUUCUCAAGACUUAGGUCGUACCAGCUUCGUCACUCAUCCUAUUUUUACUGACAACGCUCCUCCUAUCAAACAACGUUAUUAUCGUACAUCUCCUAAAGAACGGGAAUUUCUGGAAAAAGAGAUCAAUCGGAUGCUUCGAGAAGGCCUUAUCCAACCUUCUUAUGGCCCCUGGGCUUCCUCCGUUAUGCUUGUCAAACAACAUGACAAGAUCCGUUUUUGUAUUGAUUAUCACCGUCUCAAUGCUGUCACAAAAAAAGACAUGGUUACUGGCAGAUCGAGAUGA